Molecule: messenger RNA, 2116 nt
Organism: Ilex paraguariensis (yerba mate)
Lineage: Eukaryota; Viridiplantae; Streptophyta; Magnoliopsida; Aquifoliales; Aquifoliaceae
Source: the annotation of a GenBank genome assembly
AUGGGAGCUAAUCUUGACAAGUUAUCAUCUUCUGAUGUUCAAUCUCAAGUAAAGGUGAAGAAUAGUGAACUAGAGUCAAGCGCUGAAAGGUCUGAUAGCUCUUCACUAUCUUUGUCAAAAGGAAGACAUAAUGAUGAGGAGAAGAGUGAUUCUUUAUCGGUGAGUGGGGCCAAGCAACAAGGUCUUUCUAGUAGUAUGAAUAGUAUGUCUUUAUCUACCAAAUCUGGAAGCUCAAAGAAUGUCAGCGAGGGAAGAACUAUAUCAAAAUCACAGUAUAGACCUGAGAAGUGGAUGCUACCUGACCAAGUAGAAAAUAGAUUGAAUCAACUUAAUCUCGCCAUUGUUGGUCAUGUUGAUUCUGGGAAGUCAACACUCUCUGGAAGGCUGCUACACCUUUUGGGGCGAAUAUCCCAAAAAGAAAUUCACAAAUAUGAAAAAGAGGCUAAAUUACUAGGGAAGGGGUCCUUUGCUUAUGCGUGGGCAUUGGAUGAGAGCGCUGAAGAAAGGGAAAGGGGGAUAACAAUGACGGUGGCUGUUGCUUAUUUCAAUACAAAAAAAUAUCAUGUUGUUCUGCUUGAUUCCCCGGGUCAUAAAGAUUUUGUGCCAAACAUGAUAUCUGGUGCAACUCAGGCAGAUGCGGCAAUUCUUGUUAUAGAUGCUUCAAUUGGUUCAUUCGAAACAGGUAUGGAUGCUACUGGAGGGCAAACAAGGGAGCAUGCACAACUUAUUAGAAGUUUUGGUGUUGAUCAAAUUGUAGUUGCGAUUAACAAAAUGGAUGUUGUGAAAUAUGCUAAGGAACGUUUCGAUAUGAUAAAGCUGCAACUUGGAACCUUUCUUCGCACUUGUGGCUUCAAGGAUUCUUCUGUGUCAUGGAUUCCCUUGAGUGCCAUGGAAAACCAAAAUUUGGUGGCUGCUCCUUCAGAUGUACGAUUAUUUUCCUGGUGUCAGGGACCUUGUCUACUGGAUGCAAUUGAUUCUCUCCAAAAUCCUGCAAGAGAUUACUCAAGGCCCCUACUGAUGCCCAUUUGCGAUGUCAUCAAAUCCCAAACACAAGGGCAGGUGUCCGCAUGUGGAAAAUUGGAGGCUGGAGCUCUUAGAAGUGGCUCUAAGGUUCUAGUUAUGCCAUCUAGAGGCAUAGGGACAGUGCGUUCCGUGGAGCGUGACUCUCAGGUUUGUAGUAUUGCAAGAGCUGGUGACAAUGUGGGUGUCAGUCUACAAGGCAUCGAUGGGAGUCAUGUGAUGGCCGGUGGUGUGUUGUGUCACCCUGAUUUUCCAGUUGCAGUUGCAAACCAUUUGGAAGUGAAGAUUCUGGUUUUGGAUAUUACGACCCCAAUUCUUGUUGGCUCUCAGUUGGAAUUUCACAUACACCAUGCAAAGGAGGCUGCCAGGGUAGUAAAGAUAUUGUCAUUGCUCGAUCCAAAGACUGGAAAGGUGACAAAGAAGGCACCACGAUUUCUGAUGGCAAAGCAGAGUGCAGUAGUGGAGGUGGCUCUUCAUGAAGCGGUUUGUGUGGAAGAGUAUUCUACUUGUAGAGCUCUUGGGAGGGUUUUCCUUAGAUCAUCAGGAAGAACUGUUGCUCUUGGUGUUGUAACCCGAAUAAUAAAGGGGCAGGAAUAGUUUUCUUUGACAGGAGACAACUUAAUGUCCUGGCACUUGACAUACUGACAAACCAACUCCCAAUAUACUUGGAAGAACUGUGUCCUGAAACUGAGUUGUAGCUCAUAGCCAACUCCUCUAUUAUUACGCAGCCACGGUGGGAAUUUUUUGGGUAGAAAAUUAGGUUUAUAUUAAGGACCAAGUCUCUGUUUAUUCGCCUAUAUGAUGUAGUGGUUCUCUGAAGCAUGAUAUAUUCUCUUGUUCUUUUCUUUUUGGCUUUUGCUUUUAUAUUUAUGUAUGUGCCUGUUGUUUUGCAGCUAAGGUUGACACUUGAUCUUAUCUUCCUUAGAUCAAUCAGAUCAGGUACUGAAUAGUUUGCCUUGUCUCUGUAGACUCGACCUCAACAAAGAAUGCAUAAUUGCAUAUACCAGAGUCAAAUACCGCAAUUGGGGGCUCCCACCCUCAUCCUAUGUCCAAUGUUUGAAAGCUACCAUCAAAGUUUAUACAUUAUCGUGAUAUA